UAGCUUUGAGCUCAAAAUGGAUUUUAGUAACAGACAUCCAUGUGUUUGCAUCGUCCUGCUUGUAAUCCCCCACCUUGUGUCCAUGUCUUUGUAGCAGAGCUGGAUAAGUCUCGCAGGAAAGUUCUGCUUUAGUCCAUCAAAGUGUUUUGGAAAGCGGAUCCUUCCAUAUUUCCCCCAAACCAGCAGCUCUUAAUAUAUUUUAUGGCAUGGAUCUCCUCCCUUACUCUUUUCUCCACAGCUGCGGAUGGAGAGGAGAAAUCAAACAGAAAAGUGAAGGAAGAGGACGGUUUGAUUCAAGAAAUCAGAAGAUGAAGCUGCUCUUUAAUCAGUGAGGGGCCAUGGAGGUGGGUCGAGGUGCCUACUGUAAUCCGAUCCACGCUCAUGCGCACGGCGUGCACGCACACCGAGGCAGGGGGAUUGAGUGAGCUGUCCUGCUCGCUGACACAAACCCGGCGGAGAUCGGAGGGGAAGGAAGGAUUGAGCGCACUGCCGGAGCCUGCAGGGAGGUGGAGCGGACAAAACGCACGGCUUUCUGAACGGAGACCGGAGCAGAAGCCACGUUUUUAGCAUCUCUAACGCACGCAAACCGGAUCUGCCUCUCAACCAGACAUGCCUCUUGACCCGGAGAGCUAACAGCUGCUGAGGCAGAAAGAGGAAACAAACAUUUUCAGCUCUUUAAAUAAAAAAAAAUGCGCUCCUCACGAAGAGACUUCUGAAAGGAGAUUUGGAUCGAUUCAAGAAGGAAAGAUACUUUUUCUGUUUCUAAACUUCUUUGCGCAUCUGUGACGAUUCUACCAAGUGUUAUUUCUCACUAAUUAGUCAUUUCCAUUAAAUGUGUACCGCGCGCGACAGUUGCGCGCGAACUCCGCGCUCCGCAAUGGAUUUGGUGCGAUUAGAACUGAGUUAGCAGUUGAAAUUACGCUGAUUCCAGAACAUUUUUGUUUUUUUACACAUAAAGAAGCAACUCACAUCAACUGUAAACCUGGGUCAUAUUCUGGGAGAGCCGCAACCCGGCGUUUGGAUUGCGCUCUCUGGUAGCGUUGCGCUUAAAGGGAGAAGGGGACAGGAGAGUGGAACUGCAGCUUCAGAUAAAACCAAAUAAAACCCACCAGUAGGAGAGGACGUGGUUUUUUGUACCCGCACCUGGAGGAAAAGAUGGAUUUACUCGUUUGGUUCUGUGGAUUUAUUCUCUCGUGUCUUUUGCCUUGUUUAGUAAAAGCAGAGGAAGUGGCUUCCGAACAAUGUGGAGGCCUUCUGGACGCGAGUGACGCCGGCUACAUCACCACACCCGGCUACCCGCUGGAGUAUCCGCCCCACCAGAGCUGCCGCUGGGUCAUCACAGCCCCGGAGCCGUCGCAACGCAUCAUCCUAAACUUCAACCCACAUUUUGAAAUAGAGAAAUUGGACUGCAGAUACGACUAUGUAGAAAUCCAUGAUGGGAACUCUGAGUCAGCUGACCUGCUGGGGAAGCACUGCAGCAACAUCGCUCCCGCACCAAUCAUCUCAUCAGGCCCAUCGCUCCACAUCAAGUUUGUGUCAGAUUACGCCCACCAGGGGGCGGGCUUCUCGCUGCGCUACGAAAUCUUCAAAACCGGCUCCGACUGUUCACGGAACUUCACCAGCCACUCGGGGCUCAUCGAGUCUCCAGGCUUCCCGGACAAAUACCCCCACAACCUGGAGUGCUCCUUCAUCAUCAUUGUCCCACCCAGCAUGGAUGUGACCCUCACCUUCCUCACCUUCGACCUGGAGAAUGACCCCCUGCCAGGCAGCGACGGGGACUGCAAAUACGACUGGCUGGAAGUCUGGGAUGGGCUUCCAGGAGUGGGCCCUCUGAUUGGACGAUACUGUGGGACCAGGGUACCUCCUGAGAUCCAUUCAUCCACGGGAAUUCUCUCCCUGGCCUUCCACACCGACAUGGCUGUGGCUAAAGACGGCUUCUCUGCUCGAUACAACAUGACGCACAAGGACGUCAGUGAAACGUUCCACUGCAGUAACGCAUUCGGGAUGGAGUCAGGAAAAAUCACAGAUGAGCAGAUCACAGCCUCGUCCAGCUUCCCCGACAUGCACUGGCUGCCUCGUCAGGCUCGGCUCAAUUACAAAGAAAACGCAUGGACGCCCAGGGAAGACAGCAGCAGAGAGUACAUCCAGGUGGACCUUCACACUCUGAAGGUCCUUACAGGCAUUGCUACUCAGGGCGCCAUCUCGAAGGAAACUCAGAAGGUUUAUUAUGUCACCACCUUCAAGCUGGAGGUCAGCACAAAUGGAGAAGACUGGAUGAUCUACAGGCAUGGCAAGAAUCACAAGGUCUUCCAUGCCAAUGCUGACGCCACAGAGGUCGUUCUCAAUCGGAUCCCACAGCCGGUCCUGGCUCGCUUCGUACGAAUCCGACCUCAGACGUGGAAGACCGGCAUCGCGUUGAGGUUCGAGCUUUAUGGCUGUCAGAUCACAGAUGCACCUUGCUCUGAGCUCCAGGGCAUGCUGUCUGGGCUGCUUCCUGACUCCCAGAUCUCUGCAUCUUCUAUGAGGGACAUCCACGGCUCGAUGGGGGCAGCCAGGCUGAUGGCCAGCAAGUCAGGCUGGUAUCCCAGUCCGACCCAGCCUAUAGCUGGAGAGGAGUGGCUGCAGGUGGACCUCGGUGUUCCCAAGAUGGUGCGUGGCUUAAUUACCCAGGGUGCAAGAGGGCUGGAGGGCAGCUCGAGUGCAGAGAACAGAGCCUUUGUGAGGAAGUACAAACUCGCACACAGUUUGAACGGCAAAGACUGGAAUUAUAUUAUGGAGAGCAAGACUGGCUUUGCUAAGAUUUUUGAAGGGAACAGCCACUAUGACACUCCCGAGGUGCGCAGGUUUGAUGAAAUUGUGACGCAGCACAUCAGAGUCUUUCCCGAGCGAUGGUCUCCUGCAGGGAUUGGCAUGAGGUUGGAGAUUCUUGGAUGUGAUCUGCCAGAAAUCACCACCCUCCCAGACACUGUGACCCCCACUGUUCCCAAGGUGGAGCAGACAACUUCUGCAAUGAGACCAGCCACCUCGCCGUCGCUGUCGGCUGUGUGUGACUUUGAGAAGAGCCUGUGCGGCUGGUCGGCAGAUCCCCACUCGGGCGUGAGCUGGACUUUGCACACAGCCAGCAGCGGUUCAAGCGGACACGGCACACACGGGACGUGGCAGGACCUGUCGCUGGGAUCAGACAAUUUUUCUGGGAACUAUCUACACCUGGAUGCAGGUUCUCACACUCAACGGAAGAAAGCCCGGCUGCUGAGUCCCGAGGUAGGGCCAGAACGAGGCCCGCUCUGCCUCCUGUUCUACUACCAGCUCCAGGGGGAGGCGCAGGGAAGCCUGAGGGUCCUGCUGAGGGACAACAACCAGGAGGACACCCCGUUAUGGGCACUGAAAGGUGACCAGGGUCCUCACUGGAGAGAGGGUCGAACCAUCCUGCCACAAAGCCCCAAAGAGUAUCAGGUGGUGUUUGAGGGAUUUUUUGAUCACCCAACCAGAGGACACAUCAGAAUAGACAACAUCCACAUGAGCAACAGCAUAGAGCUGGAGCAGUGUGCACAGCCUCUACCGGCCUUAACCUCAGGCAUCCCCAGGGGAGCCAUAUCUGGGAUGAAGCCCACUGUAGAUGCAGUGGUGGCGCAGCCGCUCCCUGCCUUCUGGUACUAUGUGUUGGCGGGAGGCGGAGCCCUCCUGCUGUUGGUCACUUUUACCGUCACCAUUACUCUGUGCUGUCAUCGCUACCACUGGGCAUCUAAGAAGACCAGCGGCAGCCAUCAUCAUCAUCAUCACUCGGUGAUGUACCACAGCUGCCAGCAGCCAUAUCAGCAAGCUCCAGAAAACUGCUUCCAGAACCCAAACCUCAGCUCUAAUCUGAUCCACAACCCCAACCACCUUUACCCAGGACCCGGUCCCGGCGUUGAACCUACGCUAGUUAUAACUCUGGAGAAAGAUGACAGCUACGGCUCCAAGUGCUGAAAUAAAAUAAAAAAAAUCAGUUGGACAUUUUUGGUCAAAUCAAGAUCUCAAGGAUGGGGACGACUCCCCAAAAAGAAUGAGUGAUGUUCAGCAUCACUUCCUCUGUCCUGUGAGGGAGAUCUUCACAUUGGUGUCAGUUUUACAGCGGGGAUGUUUGACAAGAGCCUGAAAAUUGCAAGCUAUUUCUUUAUUGAUGUCAUCAGCAGGAUCCAGAUCUGCACAUGAACCUGUAAAUGAGUUGGACUGUAAAUAAAGUCUAUUACAAGUCAGCUCUGACACGCUGCAUGGUUAGGCAGUGAAAUGUGUCUCCUCCCUAUUAACAUCAGAUCAGAAUACAUCUGUUUUUCCUGAUCUCAUUGGACAUGGUCUGCCUAAAAAUGUCCCAGGUGACAAAAGAGGGGUAUAGAGCUGAGAAAUGGUUGGUGUUUUUUAUGUGAAUGAGGCUGAGCUGCCUUUGUCUCCAUACUUUUAAGAAACCGAGAAUGAAACACAAAAAAGGAAAAUGUUUUGGAAACACUGUGCACCGCAGCUGCAUCACAACAAUGCACACCAGUAUAUGCACGGACACUCCCUAAAAUUCUCUCCACGUGUUUGCGUGGAUGUUUAUUUCUUUUCAUUUUUCUUUUCCAAACCAAAACUCUGGAUAUGCCUUUCUUUUUUUAAUAAGUGCUUUAAAAUGAUUACAACGUGUUUUCGAGGUAGUGCCUCAACGCCGCGUAAGAAUGUGGACAAAUGUCGUUUUAUUUUGCCGUUUGUUGCCUGGAUUUUCUGCCUGUUCAAAGUAAAACCUCUCAUUCUUCUAUAUCCUGCUUACAUUUAGCUGAGUGAAUGAAAAUGUUUGAUCUAUUGAAUAUCCAAAUGCAGAGGAAUACUUUCCUUCCAGUUCGUGCAACGUAAUCUGGUGCGGAAGCGGGGUGAUCACACCAUUUUGUUUUCAUAUGAGAAAUUAGACCAAAAUACUGUGACAGGAUUAGAUUGACGAGCCGUAAACUCUUUCUUUCUGAUGGCUGUGGCCAUCGCUACUUUUGGGGGCAACCAAAAAUGGGCGGGGCUUCUUGUUUAAGAUGAAGAAGACAGAAAACUAAAAAUGUCAAUAGCAGUAUGGGUUUCAUGUUUUCUUCUGUAAAAAUAGAAUCAAACAUUUAUGAGAGAAGACUGUUGUGAAUGGUUUUCAUGUUUGCUGAUGUUUGCUUUUAUAUGGAUGAGAACAAACUUUAAUCAAUAAGUGUUUGAUUAUAUGUCUAAUUUAUGAACAUUUCUGAAAAAUCUUCUGGAAAAACAUUUCAUAGAUUCUGAAAAGUGGUAUUUUCUGGCCUGUGUCAUUGUUUUGAAAUAGAUUAAUGUAUAUGUAAAUUGUAUUUUUGCUAAAGUUAAAAUGUCAUCAACGUUUUUCUUUAAUCUUACAUCUGUCCUUGAUUAAUCAUCAAUUUUGGUGGGAAGUUUUGCCUGCAACUGUAUUUCUGAUAAGCACUUGAGUUUACCAAAUGUCCCAAAAAUGUUCCUUUCAAGAUUCAACGGGUCUUAAUUUUUUGACAGACAUUGCAAAAUGAGUGUUCUCUCAAACCCAUCACAGAGGCAUCAAAUUUUAGGUUAAUGGUCAGACAGUGCGAAAACCUUGCCAGCUUUGAAAGGGAAUGGCAACAAGACUGUGUAAAAUCAGGCCUAGUCCACACGUAGCCGGGUUUUUUUAAAAACGAAUAUCCGCCCCUCCAAAAACUUGCAUCCACACCACCUCGUUUUAAAAACAAACUCUGUCCACACGUACCCGGAUAAAUACGUUGUUAAGGACAUGCCAGACCUGUAGGCGGCAGUACUUCCCCCGUUCUUAACCUCGUCCUUCGUCUGUGGUCUUCCGCAAGGAGCAGUAAUUCCGCUUGCAAAAACAAACAAGCAAAAAGCGCUUGGACAACUGAUAAAGCGAGCGCAGCUCUGAGGGCAUCCAUGCUGUCGGCUAGUGUAAACACAGGUCGCACACGUGAUGUCAGCAUUUUUUUGUCGCGGAAAGUGACGUUGCGGACCUUAAAACUCCGGUUUUGUCUGUCCACACGCAGACACCCAAAACGGAGAAAACGCAGAUCUUCACUUUGGCCGGAGUUUUUAAAAAGAUCCGUUUUCGUGUGAAAAAACUCAGUUUUCGUGUGGAUGACAGGCCAAAACGUAGAAAAAUAUCUACGUUUUAGCAGAUCCCCGCUACGUGUGGACAGGGCCUCAGACAAGAAGACAUUUUGACAUGAAUUUGCAUCAAAAUGGUUUGUGACCCAGUGAAAUGUGAUUUUCCACAAUUCAUGCUAACUUGUUAUUAACAACAUCAGGCCCAGGAAAAAUGGGCCUAUAUUAAUCUUGGUUUAAUAUGUUAUGCUUUUUUUAAAUUACUACUGCUGAGAAACUAUCGUUUUCUUGAUUUACUUACAGUAUGAUGUCAAUAGAAGCUGAAAGUAUUUUGAAUUUUUAAUAUAUGCAUUCAAUCUGAUUGAGAGAGAAUUUAAAUAAUGAGAAGAAAUAUCUAAACUUGCGGUUGUGUCGGUUUUUCUUACUUUCUGCACUUUUUUGCUUCUCACCAUCUCAUCUUGUAUGCCGCACACCUUCAUCGUUUUGUUCAUGUUGAAGUCCCUCAUCCUUUUUUGUAUCAAACUCGCCCUGUUCCUAUUCUGCUCCCUUCCUUCACUACAAAUCCUCUCAGUUAAAAAAAACAGGAGAGUAAAUGAGAGGCAGUGAUGGAGGGGAGUAAAAUCUCUCAAAGGAGAAGGGCCCAUUAAGUAAAGCCCCUUUUUUCUCCUAAGAAUCCUCCCAGAGAUGGAAGGAGAUGAAAGAAGUCAAGAAAAAACGGCUCCCCGUACUUUCUAACGACAGAUUUUUCUUUCACUCUGAGAGGGAGGCUAACAGGGAGGCAGGUUGGGAAUUGGACUGAAGAAGAGGAAGAGAAUUGAAGGUGGAGGGCAGGAUAUUUCAAACACAAAAGCAGAUGAAAGAACUUUUGGAAAAGAGACGCACAUUAAACCCGAGGCACACAAACAAGGACUGGUGAGGGGGCAGAAUUCAGAUGGCCACCAGUCUCCCAGUGAAAUCAUUGUUGCAAGCACUUUUUUACACCAAAGCUAUUCCCUUUAUUGACUUAUUUCAUCAUGCUGCAUCUCAUAAAACACAGUUUUGUGCUUUAGUCAACAAGUAUAUUAGUUAUUUUGUGCUUGCAUAUCCAUUUUCUGCCUCCCUUUCCCUUCUUUCUUCAAUUUCAAUCAACGUGUGUGUGAUUUACACAUUAUAUGACUCAUUCCAGCAGCCCUGUGCCAUAACCUAAUCAAUGCAGGCCAAAAUUCAAACAGAGGGAUGAUGUAUGGCUGUGUUUAUGUUGUGCUAGCCAUGCACUUUUCGGUUUCCAUUCUGCCCCACUCCAUCAAACUUUUUGCAAGAUUUGGAAAACGUUUUGCGAGGAGCUUUUAAAUCAGCCAUCUCUCACUUGCCUCUCCGUCCUCCAUCACAGACUACUUUGAAGCCUUUAAUAUUUCUAAUUAGUUAAUGGAGCUGAUUGCAUUUAUGAAACCCUGCAGUAAGCAUUUCUAGCCCACAAGCUGUCUUUCUCUAACCUUUUUUUCCCUUUCUUGCUCCAUCUCUGUUUCCUGGAGAAAUGUUAGUGUGAGCACUCUAACAGGUCCUCAGGCCCUCACUCGUACAAUGAACGGUGGCCAUCCAAUCUCUGCAGAAAAAAACCCACUUUUUUCUUUACUAAUUGAACUGAAGAAAAAAAAUGAGGCUAUGGGGAAUUUUAAUCUCCUUCCAGAUCCAUGUGAUAAUUCUUCUCAGGGUUCUAGCCUGAGGGUUUCAAGCCAGUAUCAUUAGAAAGUGUUCGAUGGUCAUCUAGGCAGCCUGGGAUCCUUUUUUCUGUCCUCUCUUUUCUCUCUACCGCAAGUGAUUUAAUGUUUUGUUAAAGCCUGCAGGGAUUUGACUUGACAGUGAACAAGUUUAGAGCCUUAGAAGUUAGCUGUGAGAUGGAGGAGCCUCAAUCUCAGAUUAAAAGGUCAUUUCAGUUAAGUCUCUACAAGAAAAUAUAACUAAAGCAGAAGUUGGAAUAUUCCCUGAGCACUAUGUGUAUUUAAGUAGUUCACACAUUUUUCCCUCUUGGCAUACUUAUACCAAAACCAGAUGAUGUCACUAAUUUAAUGCCAGUUUCUUGUUUAUCCAUAGCUUUGAAAGAAGUCAUUGAUCAUGCUAACACAUAAUCUGAGCGAGAUUAAGCUAAACGUGCAGUUUAGGCUCGUUUUGAUUCCAUCUAAAAUAAAGCAGGAUCCAUCCAUCUCAGUCAGCAGUGUCAGACUUCUCUUUUUCUGACAGGUCUUGGGGCAGUACAAUAAUUUUUCAUUUUCGUGCAUGCACGGCAAUCUCAUGCUUUGCAGAAGAUCUGGAGGGUGCAUGCAAAAAUACGAGUCCUUAGUGGAUAAUCAUUGGUGCAUCAAGCUGUAUGCACAUCUGUCCGUCAGAUUUUGCAACUUCAUUCUGCUCUUUUUUGGCAUGACGCUUUCCACUCACUUCCUGGUUUUGCUGUUAUUUUAAAGAGAAAGUCACCCCCUACCUGAGUCUUACUCCACUUCCACUUCCUGUUUGAAAAAUGCAACAAAUGCUUGUGCCUGGCAAAACGAGAAGGCGUAGCCGCUAACAAACACACAAAAAUAUUGUGACAUCAUAAUGUACCAGCUAACAUCAUAGUGUACCUCUUAGUCAAUAACGAUGGCAGAUUUAAAUUCAAAUGCAGUGUAGAGUUUUUACCUGAAGAGGGUGCAACUCUGACAGCUUUAGGCCAAAUUUUUAAAUUUUCACUAAGAUGCGCUAAAUUGCCAAAUGAUUGACUACACUUGUCUACAGCAUGACUAGACACUCAUUUAUAUCGUUUUCCAGCCAAAAACAAGUUGAUUUGGGGGUGACUUGCUCUUUAAGAACAUUUAACAUGUAAACCAGCCUCAUCAGCUAUUUGCAACAGGCUAUAACUUAAAUACUGAGUUAUUGUUUUGUCACACUGUUUUCUCUCUGGCAUCCUCUCUGAUUAAGUGCAAACAGUGUGAACAACAACUCGGGGAAAACAAAUCAAAACCAAUUUCUUUAUAGUUUGUCUUUUUGCUUUUCUUUUUAAAUGUUGCACUGUGAGAACUUUAAAUAUUGAUGUACGAUGGAAAACCAAUGAAGAUGCUGAUGCAAGCAAUUAGUUAAGCGCAUAUCAAUCAACUGACUCUGCACAUCCGAAUUAGUAUUGAAUUUCUUUAUUGUGUUUGUAUCUUCUCUUCUCUUUAGCUUUGUGCAUUCAUUUAGGCUUUUUCAACCAAAAUAAUGACCUCAUAUUUCAUUUAUAAGCAAAUAUUAUUGCAGGUGUCCUUUAAAAGUUUUAAUCUCCGUUAUUUACAGUUUGAGGGGAUUUGAAGCUUGCAGAAGGCAGUUUGUUGAAGGUAUAAUAUGAGGAAGCUAAAAUUGUCUCAUGGAUGAAUGACCUUAUCUAACUGAGGAAAUGAGGCUCUGAUCUUUUCUCUGCAUGCACUAAAUUAAGUUUUCAUCUCUUAUCUUCUGCAUAUCUAUUACAGUUUUACGUUAUAAAGUGCGUUUGGUUCCCUUGCUCAAUAAAUGGUGAUCAGCUGCCCAGAUAUUGCUCCAUUUUUUUCCCCUAAGCACUAUAAUGUCGAUUUCCCCGAAUCGAAGUGAACUGAGCCUCAAAAACUUUCAAAGCCUUGCACUCCAGCCUGCCUCGGACGUUUCAAAUGGUGUUUUAGCUUGUUGAAUUUUGUGGACUUGAUAUGAAGUGAAAAUAAUAUUGUAAUGAAUGUGAAGGUAAUAAAAGUCAUAUUUUUUUACAAACAGAAGGUGUCUUUAUUUAUCUGUCCUCUCGAUUCGCACGCUCACUCUGUGCAUUUUAUGCUUAUUUUUAAAUUUUAAAAAGAGCUCUGAUGCUUAUCAGAUAAUGAAACUCACCAGAUUCACACAGGUAAUCUGGCUGAAACGUAGAGUAACGCGGGUGGUGGUAUUCUUCAGCGGUUUGUGGGGUUUCUGUGGAAUUCUAGGUGAUGUUAUCGCAGCUUGAAGUCGGAUCUUGAGCAGUGGCUGUAUGGAGGAGAUUAAUGCUGCUCUUAU
Messenger RNA from Nothobranchius furzeri (turquoise killifish), 10071 nucleotides. RefSeq names its product neuropilin-2. NCBI's taxonomy places the organism in Eukaryota, Metazoa, Chordata, Actinopteri, Cyprinodontiformes, Nothobranchiidae. Gene Ontology annotation, cellular component: plasma membrane; postsynaptic membrane; glutamatergic synapse. The record is from RefSeq and is a predicted model, not a curated record. Gene Ontology annotation, biological process: axon guidance; angiogenesis; vascular endothelial growth factor signaling pathway. Gene Ontology annotation, molecular function: semaphorin receptor activity; vascular endothelial growth factor receptor activity.